Messenger RNA from Spirometra erinaceieuropaei, 1254 nucleotides. Lineage: Eukaryota; Metazoa; Platyhelminthes; Cestoda; Diphyllobothriidea; Diphyllobothriidae. The record is from the annotation of a GenBank genome assembly.
AUGAACACGGUCAACUGGGAACAGCUCACACUCGAUCGACCGACCUGGAGGAGGACAGUGAAGACAGGCGCUGCGAUAUACGCAGCCAGCGGCAUCGCUGCCCCCAAAGCGAAGCGCGAAGCCCGAAAAUCACAACAGCGCCCAGUACGCAACGCCGCUGCGCAAUCGCUUCCAACGUGCCUUCGAUGUCAACGGACAUUCCGGGCUCGAAUCGGACUUGUUGAACAUCUACGGAUCAACUGCGCCUCUCGAACUGCACCAAACAUCGUCCCCACGCCCGCCCCUUCCUCGUCCACUCCGUCGUCAACUAACUCUGAUAAUUCUUCUGAACCACCACUUCCAUCAUCCUCCUCCACCACCACUGCCCCAGCGACGGCCGUUCAGGCGGCCGUCUCGCACAUCACCAUCCCCGGCACAACAACCAACGCCACCCCCACCACCUCCGACUGCAGCGAUUGGGAUCAGGACUACACCUGCCCUCACUGCGACCGCACCUUCACCUCACACAUCGGCUUGGUCGGUCACUUGCAAAUCCAUCGCACAGAGACUGGCGCACCAGUGUCGGGAGCACCAACCUACACCCACCGCACUCGCCUCCACUGCCCUCGCACCUUCACGCAUCGCAUGGGUCUAUUCGGCCACAUGCGCAUCCACAAGAGCGGAAUCGACCGCAAUACCGGCCCAUCCAUGAUGCCAAACCCCACGCCCACUUCAUCACCCUGCGUCCCCACCGCCCUUCCCGCAACUGACACCGACACCAUCGGCCUGGUCGGUCACCUGCGAAUCCAUCGCAGACUGGCGAACCAGUGCCUGGAACACCAACCCAUACCCACCACGCUCAACUCGGCUGCCCGCACUGUCCUCGCACCUUCAGGCUUCGCAUGGGCCUAUUCAGCCACAUGCGCAUCCACUACGACCUGCGGUAGACAACCGCUGGCUACACCUCACACUCCCUACCUCCUCCACCACCAUCACCCCACCACACAUCAACACUCACCCACCGCAAGCACCCAACUGCUACCUCCCACGCAAGUAGGAAGUGUGCAUCUCGACUCGGUCCCCAUGCGGCUUCGGCUGCACGGGCGACUUAAGUCCGAGACUAUCCCGACACGUCAAGUGUUGUGGAUAGGAAGGUUGCUGAUUGACGCCUGCUCUCGGUUCACGCAGUUCGUCCCGUUGUGUAUGUGUUGUGUGGAAUGGCGGACUGGGCGGCGGGCUGAAACAGCACCUUCCACGGCAUUCUCACGCAAGUGA